AUGAGGCUGGGCGGCGGAGGGUGGCUUCGGGUUUUUUGGCAGUUGUGCUCUCCUCUCCCUGGCCUCGGUUUUAGCAGGACCUGGGGUGGCUUUAAGGGCCGGAUGGCGGAAACGCUCUCGACUCAUGUUGAUGCAGCAGGCGGGCUGGGAGCUCCGGCUCACCAAAACGGAGAAGCUAGUGGCGAGGAGACGGGCGAGCAGUUCUCAGGACAUUCAGAACAGACGGGCCCGGGGUUGGAGCUGGCCCCGGGAGGCGCCGAGCAGGCAUCGGCCACAGUCCCGGGCCCAGGCAAGCGGAAGAAGCGGCGGGGCGCAGCCGGGGAGCGCGUCGUACCGCCGCCGAAGAAGCGGCGGGCUGGAGUGAGCUUUGGUGAUGAGCACUUUGCAGAGACUAGCUACACUUCGUACUUCGAAGGCGGCCUUCGCAAGGUGCGGCCUUAUUACUUUGACUUCCGAACCUACUGCAAAGGCCGUUGGGUGGGCCACAGCUUGCUGCACGUCUUCAGCACCGAGUUCCGAGCCCAGCCAAUGGCUUACUACGAGGCCUCCGUACGGGCGGGCCGCCUGCGUCUCAACGAGGAGCCGGUACAGGACCUCAGCAUCGUGCUCAAGGACAAUGAUUUUUUACGGAACACGGUGCAUAGGCAUGAGCCACCAGUCACAGCAGAGCCUAUUCGCCUGCUAGCUGAGAAUGAAGAUAUGGUGGUUGUAGACAAGCCUUCCUCCAUUCCUGUCCACCCCUGUGGCCGCUUCCGACACAACACAGUCAUAUUCAUCUUGGGCAAGGAGCACCAACUCAAGGAGCUACACCCAUUGCAUCGGCUGGACCGCCUUACCUCUGGGGUGCUCAUGUUUGCCAAGACAGCUGCAGUCUCUGAGAGAAUUCAUGAGCAGGUUCGGGACCGGCAGCUGGAAAAGGAAUACGUGUGCCGGGUGGAAGGGGAGUUCCCUACUGAGGAAGUAACCUGCAAGGAACCCAUCUUAGUGAUGUCUUACAAGGUUGGGGUAUGCCGUGUAGAUCCCCAUGGCAAGCCCUGUGAAACAGUGUUCCAGAGGCUAAGCUACAAUGGCCACUCCAGUGUGGUACGAUGCCGGCCACUCACCGGACGCACCCACCAGAUCCGAGUCCACCUGCAAUUCCUGGGUCACCCCAUUCUCAACGACCCCAUCUACAACUCAGUUGUCUGGGGUCCUUCUCGAGGCCGGGGCGGCCACAUUCCUAAGACAGAUGAGGAACUUCUGCGAGACCUUGUAGCAGAGCACCAGGCUAAACAGAGCCUGGAUGUGCUAGAUCUCUGUGAGGGUGACCUAUCUCCAGGACUCACAGACUCCACAGCCACUUCCUCAGAGAUAGGCAAGGAUGGCCUGGAAGAGUUAGCUGCAGCUGACCAGAAGAUGGAUGGAGCAGUUGAGACAGCCCCUCAGGAUGUGGACACAAUGACCUUGGCACCAGGGAAGUCAGCUAAAACAGAUGUUUUGAAUCAAGAGACAGACCCACUCUGUGCAGAGUGUCAGCUGGUGCGACAGGAUCCCUUACCCCAAGACCUUGUGAUGUUCCUACAUGCCCUGCGCUACAAAGGGCCAGGCUUUGAGUAUUUUUCACCCAUGCCUGCCUGGGCACAGGAUGACUGGCAAGAAGACUGAGGGCUGUGGCCAGUAGAGAGAUUGCUUCUUGGACUGGAACAGGGAUAGGCCAUAGGGCAGAGGCUGACCCCAUGGACUUGUUCUCUGGGUUUCUACAGGAGUGAAGUUGGGCUCUGAAGGGACCUGCUCACACUUCCUACCUCCUUCUUUCCUUUUCUUCCAGUUAGACUUCGGAAACUUCUUGGUUUGUAAAUAUAUCUUUUUGUAGUACCUUGUGUGUCUGUUUUUCUUCCUUUUUUAAAAAUUGAGGUAAAACUCAUAUAACUUAAAAUUAAGCACUUUAAGAUAAUACAAAUUAGUAGCACUUA
This is a messenger RNA of Otolemur garnettii (small-eared galago), 1952 nucleotides long. RefSeq names its product RNA pseudouridylate synthase domain containing 2 (gene RPUSD2). The record is from RefSeq and is a predicted model, not a curated record. NCBI's taxonomy places the organism in Eukaryota, Metazoa, Chordata, Mammalia, Primates, Galagidae. Gene Ontology annotation, biological process: pseudouridine synthesis. Gene Ontology annotation, molecular function: pseudouridine synthase activity; RNA binding.